Molecule: messenger RNA, 4203 nt
Organism: Stomoxys calcitrans (stable fly)
Lineage: Eukaryota; Metazoa; Arthropoda; Insecta; Diptera; Muscidae
Product: T-box protein H15
Exons: 6
Coding region: 1316-3235 (639 amino acids)
Biological process (GO): positive regulation of DNA-templated transcription; heart development; cell fate specification
Cellular component (GO): nucleus
Molecular function (GO): RNA polymerase II cis-regulatory region sequence-specific DNA binding; DNA-binding transcription factor activity, RNA polymerase II-specific
Source: RefSeq, a predicted model, not a curated record
ACGACAAAGAGAAAAACGGAUUUGUCAGUUUUAUUGUAUCGCGAAUAAUUUACCGAAACAAACGGCCUCCAAACAUAAACACCAGUGCAUGGACAAGGCAGCCGAGCAAGCUUUACGAUUUGCCAAGGAGUUCCAGCUUGUACACAAACUGUGUAUGGUGAUUAUGGGAAUCAGUUGGGCAUUAUGUUCUCGCCUGGUGUAAUUUGCAGCGAUACGGUGGCCCCUUUGCGCCCAUUCUACGUCUCCUACAUGGUGGAGCUCAGCGGUUCUUGAGUUGCUUUGACGAUUUCGGUUAACUCCGGUUUGAGAAGAGCUCUGCUGCUGCCAUUGCCGACGCUUUCCUAUUCACGCCGUUGCUCUCCUCCGCCAACUCACUCUGAAUGACUGUCUCUGUUGUUGGUGUUGCUGUUGUUGUUGUUCUUGUUGGCCGAUGAUGAAGUGUUGAAAAGACGGAUUUCUUUUCACCAAAGCAAUGAGUGCGAUUGUCGUGUAGGCAAUUGUCGACCUGCACAGCUACAAACACACACUCGUCUCAUACACACACACACACACACACACACACGCAGAGCACCAACAAGAGAAUGCGAACGAAUGUGAAAAGCUCUCAGUUGCAGAGAUCAGCUGUUUGGCUGACCAUUACAUCGGUGUUGCUCUGUCUGUGGGAUUUCCAUGCGUAACUGCUGCUGGCUCGGUGCGGCGCGGCGCAUUCCAUUACAAAACGAGAGGCACACCACACAUUUGCCUCCCCCAAAGCAGCAACACAAACAAGCAAACACUAGCCAGGCGGCAGCCAGCACUAGGGUGAUCCCCAACUACGCGGAGCAAGGCUGACAAACGAGCAAACUAACAUCUGAUUGUGUGCCCGAAAUACCUACGAAGCCAAACAAGACAGCAGGCAAACAAACAAACAACAAAGUUGGCAACUUUACGCGUUCACAUAGGGGCGCCGUGCCACCUGACAUUCUGAUAACUGCCGUCGCUUAGCAUCUUCAUUCAAUGGUCAGCCAGACAAUGGAACGGUUGUCGCAAUAACGGAAGAAAGCCCCCAAUCAAAAACAAUCACAAGACGCGUCCACAAUACAGCAAUGCCAGUGCCCAAAGACCGGUCGGUGGUUCGCUAAAAAUUACGUAAAAAAAUAUCUCUAGUGUUUGAAAAAGAAGAAAAAAAAACAAAAAUUUAUUACAAAAACAAAAGAUACCUUUAGAGUCGCGAAAAGCCUGAAAUAAAAAUUUGCCAUUGAAAAGUGUCCCAGAAAGUGUUUACGAAGAGCAAACAAAAAAGUAAUUGUGCUGAGAAAAGGCCUGGCCCGUGAAAAUGCUUUUUAGCCAUUCGCAUUUUAAGCAAGAAUUAGAAACGGUCGAUAGCCAGCAAAGCCAAUUCGAAAGCGAAAAUUGUGAUAACCUCGUCGUGCAUACAAUUCACGGCAAGAACAAAUUGUCCCCAAAUCCCCAAUUGAGGCGUAAAAAUUCAUUGCAUCCAUUCAAAAGUUCUAACAAUAACAACAACGACCCAAAGACUGUGAGUAUUGUUGGCAACCACAGCAACAAUAAUAGCAACAACAACAGUAGCAGCAGCAGUGUCAGCAAUAGCUUCUUAGUCCAUAACAUUAACACCACCACCAGAACGAGCUCCGGUUCCUGUAUCGGCGUCGCCACGGAUUUCUCAAUAGCAGCGAUAAUGGCAAGAGGCGGAAAUGCCUCGAGCCGCGAACCAUCGGAAAGGAGUUUGAGUCCCUUGUCGCUCGAGCGCUUUCCGGAUGGUGAAGAUGACGGCGAUGUGGAUGUGGUCGAUUGCAGUGACAACGAAUCGGCAGCCACGGCAGCUCGCCUUGCGCGGCACAACGUUCCGCCACACAUGCAAAAGUCGGCAUACAAACACCGGGUCAAUUACAGCAAUGACAGUGGCAACGGCAGCAGUAAUCACAACAACAGCUCGAACAGCAGCCGAGGCAGGGCCUCGCCACAAAGCCCCGGCCGCAGCGAAGAAGACCGCUUGUCUCCAGAGCCAGCGAAGGUAAAACGCAAAUCUUCUCCCAAAAUUGUCGGAUCCUGCAACUGCGACGAACUGUUGCCUAUCCAAUGUCACCUGGAGACCAAAGAGCUCUGGGACAAGUUCCAUGAGCUGGGCACCGAAAUGAUAAUAACAAAAACGGGAAGGAGAAUGUUUCCCACAGUGCGUGUUAGCUUUUCCGGUCCGCUGAGGCAUAUGCAACCUCCCGAUCGUUAUGCUGUUCUCAUCGAUAUUGUACCCAUGGACUCCAGGCGCUAUCGUUAUGCCUAUCAUCGCUCCUCGUGGUUGGUGGCUGGAAAGGCAGAUCCUCCACCACCCGCACGUUUGUACGCACAUCCCGAUAGUCCCAUUAGCGUGGAUGCUCUGAGAAAGCAAGUGGUCUCAUUCGAAAAAGUAAAGCUAACCAAUAAUGAGAUGGACAAAAGUGGGCAGAUUGUAUUAAAUUCCAUGCAUCGCUACCAGCCUCGCAUACAUCUGGUGCGACUAAGCCAUGGUCAGAGCAUUCCCAAUAAUCCCAAAGACCUGCAGGAAAUGGAUCACAAAACCUUCGUUUUUCCCGAGACUGUUUUUACGGCUGUGACAGCAUAUCAAAAUCAACUGAUUACCAAAUUAAAAAUUGACUCCAAUCCCUUUGCCAAAGGUUUCCGCGAUUCUUCACGCCUCACAGACUUUGAUAGAGAUCCCAUGGACUCCUAUUUGUUUGAACAGCACUUUCGGUCACCUUUGCGAUUCUUCCCCGAUCCCCUGAUGCAGCAAAUGUCUCCCCAGGAAGCCGAUGCGGCAUCUCUGGCCUUCCUGGAGAAGGCCCGCCAGCAUUUGCAGAUGUUCGGCCGUUCGCCCUACACCGAAAUGAUUUUACCUCAUCUGUAUCAACGUCCUCCGACUGCUGCUGCUCUGAAUGCCUUCAAUUUGGGAAUGUGGCAGCAACAAUGGCCCCAGCUUACAGCAGGAUUCCUAGCCAAUCAGCAGGCCGCUGCAGCUCAAGCGGCGGCAAAUGCAGCUGCUGUAGCCGCAGCCGCUUCGAGAAGGACCCCACCGCCUUUGAAUCCACCGCCGCCAGCUACAACACCCUCGUCAUCGGGCUCGGCUUCGCCAGACUUGAGAACGAAAAACUUUCACCGUUUCAGCCCCUACACGGUGCCCCAACAACAACAACAGCAGCAGCAACUUCAUUCGUCGUCAUCAUCCCAGCCCCCACCGCCUUCACGAAGUCCUCCCAACUGAUUUGAAUCGAUCGAGGAGCCAGACUCGAGACCAGCCAGUGCAAUCCUAAAAAAGUUUGAAAUUAUUUAGAAAAUAUUUUCAUCCAAAACUGUAGAAAUGUGAGCCCAGUAUUAGUUAAAUAGCAAAAUCCGUUAUUUUGUGAUGUAUAGAACACAAGCGAAAUGUAAAUAGAAUUCCGUAACCGUAUAGUCCUAAGUAAUUGUCAAUUCCCAGUGUAGAUAGUCCCCCCUCCCCCUACAAAACUAAACAGAGUUAGAAUAGUCUUAUAAUCUGCCCCACCCAUACCAUGUCUAUAUGAGGAGGUUUAUGUCGAAGUGGGAUAUUCUAAGCACCAACGGAGAGGUUUGGGAAAUGUGUAAAAGAUUUCUCGAAAAUAAAAAUCUAAAAUUAUAUACAAGAUCCGAUCAGCCAAAAAUAGUUUCGUUGGCAAGAUGAAGCCCGUUACAAGGUUUAGACAAGAAGGGAUUUUUUUCACUGCUUCACUGUUUAUUAACUCACUACGGCUCACUUUGACAUAGAAUUCUUCAUAUGUGCGACUAGAUAUGGAAGGCUCGUGCUUUACAUUAGUAGUAUUCAUAUUGAACCUCUUGGCCCUUACCUAAAGCCAACUCUCCAAUAGCAAGAAUAUCUGUGCGCUUUUUGAUUCCUUAUUGCAAAGUAUUUGUGUCUGUGUUGUAUGUCUAUACACAUCUAUGGUACGUAGGCGCGUACCAAUAUUUUUGUACGUAUAUCUGUUUGUAUGUAUGUAUUGUUCCUAAUUGUAAAAUGCAACAAAAAUUAACAACAACAACAUCAACAAAAAACAAUUGAAUAGUUUAGAUAAUGAUAUUAAAGCAUCGAUCGAUAUUGCUUGCAUGUUGCAUAAGCAAUCGAUACGCCUAAGUAAGAAGAUAUGUAUUUAGAAUUUGUUUAAUUUUUGUAAUAAUCAAUUAAGGCCUGUAAUAGAGAACAUAGUAAUUUAUUUAAAU